AUCGACUAGGAGCUAGAAAGGUAAUAAUGUUCGAGAUAGGGCCAAUUGGUUGUAUUCCAUCACUUACAAAGCAGCUAAAGCACAAUGGACUUUGCGCUGAAGAAUAUAACAAUCUUGCAGUAAUCUUCAACAACCAACUCAGUGACAUGCUCAAGAAUCUCACUUCAACUCUCCGAGGCUCGGCACUUAUUCUUGGCCAUGCUCACUGGCUUGGCUUCGACGCUGUCACCAAUCCUUCUACUUAUGGUUUAAUGGAUCUAAUUGGCCCAUGUUGCAUCACCUGGGCAAAUGGGACAUCAGCUUGCAUACCUGAACUUUUGCCCUGCCGCAAUGCAGAAAAACACUACUUCUGGGAUGGUUAUCAUCUUACUGAAACCGUAUAUAGGGUUAUUGCCACAAAAUGUUUCAAUGGGACUGAUGUUUGUAUUCCCAAGAAUAUUAAGGAGCUUGUGGAAGAUUGACAAAUUAAAGACUGUUCAUUAAGGAAAAGAGUUAUAUAUAUAUAUAUACAAGUACAACUACGUGCAUGUAGAUCAUGGAAAAUGGACUUGGAAGAAGUUAGAAAGUUGAAAAGCGGACCAGUAGAAGUUUGAUAUG
This is a messenger RNA of Nicotiana tabacum (common tobacco), 597 nucleotides long. NCBI's taxonomy places the organism in Eukaryota, Viridiplantae, Streptophyta, Magnoliopsida, Solanales, Solanaceae. The record is from RefSeq and is a predicted model, not a curated record.